Messenger RNA from Electrophorus electricus (electric eel), 2225 nucleotides. It is a transcript of the gene rap1ab, whose product is annotated as RAP1A, member of RAS oncogene family b. The record is from RefSeq and is a predicted model, not a curated record. Gene Ontology annotation, biological process: Rap protein signal transduction. Gene Ontology annotation, cellular component: membrane. Lineage: Eukaryota; Metazoa; Chordata; Actinopteri; Gymnotiformes; Gymnotidae. Gene Ontology annotation, molecular function: GTP binding; GTPase activity.
ACCGGAAACUAAAGCCUGAAUGACAGACGGAGGCUGGGGCAGAAACGCUCAUCCAAACACAACCCGGCUGGGUUUGUACUUUAAACAUUUAAACAUCUGUAGGACGAGCUAAAGUCCUGAAUGACAGACGGAGGCUGAGGUAGAAACACUCUUCUACAAACACAACCCGGCUGGCUCUGUACCUUAAACAUCUGCAGGCCGAGAUAAAGUGUCUUUGGCAGGUCUCGGGGUAGUUCGUACGUGGAGUGCCCCGCUCCAUCAACGCGAGGAGAGGUGACCAUUAGUGACCGUUACCGACCGUUACCGUUAACCCCGGUGGGUUCCGUUACCGUGAGCGUUAACUCCGGUGGGUUCCGUUGACCGGUUAGUACUCUUACUCAUCCCAGAGAGCCGGCCAAACCUGCGGAGGAGUACUGAUCUCCUACAUCUGGUUGCUGAGCUGUGUGGUGAAGUGACUUCGCAAUGCGUGAAUACAAGCUGGUUGUGUUGGGCUCCGGAGGGGUGGGCAAGUCUGCACUGACGGUACAGUUUGUCCAGGGAAUCUUCGUGGAGAAGUAUGACCCUACAAUAGAAGACUCCUACAGAAAGCAAGUGGAAGUAGAUGGACAGCAGUGCAUGCUGGAAAUCCUGGACACGGCAGGCACGGAGCAGUUUACAGCGAUGAGAGACCUGUACAUGAAAAACGGACAAGGAUUUGCUCUCGUGUACUCCAUCACAGCACAGUCCACCUUCAACGACCUGCAGGACCUCCGGGAGCAGAUCCUGCGUGUGAAGGACACAGAGGACGUGCCGAUGAUCCUGGUUGGGAAUAAGUGUGAUCUGGAGGACGAGCGUGUUGUAGGGAAGGAGCAGGGCCAGAACCUGGCCCGCCAGUGGAACCACUGCGCUUUCCUAGAAUCCUCGGCAAAGUCGAAGAUCAACGUGCUCGACAUCUUUUAUGACUUGGUCAGACAGAUAAAUAGAAAAACGCCCGUGGAAAAGAAGGCGGCGAAAAAGAAAUCCAACUGUGUGCUCCUGUAGAGGUCUCAUCCUUACAGCAGCUCUGCGCAAGAUUGCUGUAAUGAAGAACUGCAACCCCAUGUGGAGUGUACCAGCAAUGCCAUCCUCAGUGAGUGAAGCUAUGGAUCAGAUGACUUUUAUGGAGUUGAAGAAAGCCAGAACAGACACACACACACACACACACACACACACACACACACACAGAGAGAAAGAGGGAGAGAGAGAGAGAGAGAGAGAGAGAGAGAGAGAGAGAAAGAAAGAAAAGAGGACUGUCGUCUGUUUGAUUCCAGAAAAUCUGAGGAGAAAGCUUCAUUUACCUGAGCCUGAGUAGAACUAUUCAGUAUUGCUCAGGAACGUUAAGUAAAAUAUCAACCAUAAAACCAAGCAAAAACUUAAAGAAUCUUUCAUUCAGAGAACCACGGGACAAUUAAAUCACACAAACGUCCAGCAGCUUUGGAGUCAAAUUUUUUCAAAGUUCUUUACAAAAGGGAAUGUAAAAGGACAAUUUUUGAAUCCUACAGCAUCCUCAUGAGGACUGAAAAGGGACUUUUAGAGAAAUGAGACUGUUACAGAAGCCUGUACUUUGGUACCACAGCUUUUCUGCUGUGAACUGAAAAUGAAAAAUAAUUUCUUGGUUCCAUUUGAGCUCACAACUUUGCAGUGAUGCCAUAUCCUGUUCUAGAGAGAGGAAAUAAGUAUCUGAUUAAUCAGUAUUUAUCUCCAGUACAUCUUAUUUGAGCAAAAUGGAGACAACAAUUUGAUUGAUUAUAGGUACCCUAAUGAAAAACAGCACGAUCACACCAUUUCGAGUGUAGAUGUUGUAAAUGAAAGUGUUCUCACUUAAAGGUUGCACUCCAUUCUUAACACCAAUUGUGUGAAUGUUUUAUAGACUGAAGUUCAUUAGCUGCAUAUAAAUAAUAUUUCCCACAUACAUCGUGCAUGGAUGUUUUGAGCUAGAUUCUCACCACUAACCUCAUCAUUUUGUACUUGGUCACAUGGCUUUUGUAGUACCCAUAACGUAUUCUAAUACCAAUUCUAAUUUGUUUAAACACAUGUAAGAUUAUGGGCCUUUUUAUAGUGGGACCGGUAGGUAAAAUGCAGAAUGGUUUCUAGGUUCUUGAGGUUUAACUAUAUUGUACUAUAUCUCCUCUACUGCUUGUAGUGUGUUUUGUCAAAAGAUGUUCUGGCUUAUAUGGUUGAUUAAAUUUUACUAUGUUUUCAUUAUA